AUGACGUUCGAGGCCGACGCCAACUCGUACGAGGCGGCCGCCGAGCGCAAGGCCGAGCAGAAGCUGCUCUUCCAUCCCUGCCGCAGAUGGUACGCCGACAAGCGGAACGUGCGCCUCCAGGCGGCGCACGGCCUCUUCCCCGCCAUGUGGAUGGAGCUGGAGGCGUGGGCCGGCUGGAAGAGCGUGCGGAAGGAGUACCUGAAGUUCCAGGACACGGGCGAGUGGGCGGGCGCCGCGCCCGCCGCCGCGCCCGCCGCGCCCGCCGCCGCGCCCGCCGCCGCGCCCGCCGUCGACGCGAAGACGUUGGAGGAGCUCCACGGCCCCCUGGGCGAGUGGUACGCGGCGUCCGAUUUGAGGGCGCGGCACGGCGCGUAUCCAGAAACGGCCGAGGCGCUCGCGGCGUGGCCCGCCUUUGGGGAGGCGACCGAGCGGUUCCUGGCCGCGACCGUCGAACCGCCGGCGCCCAGACGGAAGCGGAGCCGGUUCGGGAAGCGGGACGCGACGACGACGGAGAACGCGGCGCCGGCCUCUCUGGAAACCAAGCGGCUCGCGCGGGCGCAGCGCGAGGCCCUGGCCGCGUCGCAGCUCACGGUGGUCGCGCCCGACGCCGCGCGGCAGCUCGCGCUGGCGGCGGCGCGCGCGCGGACGGGCGCGGGCGCGCCGACGCAGGAGCGGCGGCAGGAGCUGAUGCUGCUGCAGAUGCGGCUGCGGACGCUGCAGGAGCGGACCAUGGACUUUGCCAGCGAAUUCGAAAAGUGGCGCGACGACCCGAGGCGCGUGGACCCGCCGCCGGUCUACGGCCCAGACGGCUCGCGGGCGAACACGCCCGAGGUCCUGUUUCGGCAGGAGCUCGCGCGGGAAAGGUCACUGCUCCUCAAAAAGAUCCGCGCGAUCGAACCGUCGGCCGCGACCGCUUUGGGCGACGCGCCGGCGCGACCGUCGCGGCGAUUGUACAUCCCCCAGAAGGAGUUCCCGAACGUGUGCUUCAUGGGCCUCAUCCUGGGCCCGCGCGGGAACCACCACAAGCGCAUGGAGGCCCAGACCGGGUGUCGCAUACGCGUGCGAGGGCGCGGCUCGCUGCGGGAGGGGUCACGAGGAAGGGACGCGCAGCGCGACUUCGAGGACGACCAGGACGACAUGCACGUCUUCGUCGAGGGCCCGACGGAGGCCCAGGUCCAGGAGGCCUGCGCGCUCAUCGAACCCCUGUUAAAUCCGGAGUCCGGCAAGGUCGACGAGCUCAAGGAGAAGCACCAGACGGAACUGGCCGAGAUCAACGGCACGCAGCGCCAGGAGACCUACUGCCACAUUUGUGGAGAGAAGGGCCACCUGCAGUGGGAGUGCCCCGCGAAGCAGCGGAGCUACGCGAUGGCGAACGUGCGGUGCGCGCUGUGCGGCGACACGUCGCACCCGACGCGCGACUGCGUCCUCAACAAGAACGGCGCCGCGGAGGCGGUCGAGACCGGCGCGCAAGAGGCGCCGGUCAAGGUCGACGCCGAGUUCCUCGACUUCAUGUCGGAGCUCGGCGCGGAGCCCGGGCUCGGUUUCAAGAAGCCGGAGGCCGUCUCUGCGCAAGUCGCGGCGGCGCCGCCGCCGCCGGUUCCGGCGCCCACGAAUCUCCAGGCGCAGCAGCAGCAGCGCUACGGGUCCUACUACCCCGGGUAUCAUCCGCCCGCCUAA
Molecule: messenger RNA, 1677 nt
Organism: Pelagomonas calceolata
Lineage: Eukaryota; Pelagophyceae; Pelagomonadales; Pelagomonadaceae
Source: the annotation of a GenBank genome assembly